Molecule: messenger RNA, 846 nt
Organism: Priceomyces carsonii
Lineage: Eukaryota; Fungi; Ascomycota; Pichiomycetes; Serinales; Debaryomycetaceae
Product: ubiquitin-conjugating enzyme E2
Exons: 1
Coding region: 1-846 (281 amino acids)
Source: RefSeq, a predicted model, not a curated record
AUGAAAGACACAUUGAUGCAACCAACCCCCAAACAUAAUAGAGACGUCCUACAAAUACCACCAACUAGAGAGACAAUCAAUCUCUUGACGAAAGAAUUCUAUAAAAUAGUCUCAAAUCCUUUAGAUCAUAUUACAGUCAAACCUGACGAGCAAAAUAUUUGCGUGUGGUAUUUCUUGGUCAAUGGUUUUGAAGAAACACCUUACUUUAGGGGGUUGUAUCUUGGAGUCAUGAUCUUUCCAUCCGAUUUCCCUUAUUCUCCCCCCGAACUACAGAUGAUAUCACCUAGUGGCCGAUUUAAGACAAGGGUCCCCCUAUGCCUCACACUUUCAAGCUUUCAUAAAGAGCUCUGGAAUGCUACCUGGUCUAUCGAUAAGAUAUUAAUCGGGUUCGUUUCAUUCAUGAACUCAUCAGAAAAAAGUGUGGGCACCCUAAUUCUGAGCGAAGAUGUUAAAAUAGAGUUGGCUCAGAAAUCGAAAGAGUGGCUACAUGCCUCUUGUAGCAUAUUUAAAGUCAUAUUUCCGGAAGAAUAUGGCCUUUUAGACCUUGCUUUCAAUUCUCAUUUAAUUACUUAUGUCUUGAACGAGCCUUUACAGUCUCAUUCCAGAGAAAAAGAAGCACUUAAAAGACUCAAACACUACAUACAACAUAGUGCUAAUGCAAGAAUUGCUCUUUCAGAGUAUCCUAUUAGGCUUCAGGAUUUUAUGCUCCAUCAAUAUUUUUCUCUUUCAUCUUCUUCAGAAGAUAUACAAAAGCUAGAGCUUGUCAUGCCUUUGACACCACAAGAGACCACCAUAUCAGACGAAUAUAGUGAAGAAAGCUUCUCUAGUCUCGAGCUUAGUGAUUGA